GAGUUAGAUUCAUGUUAAGGUUAUAAAUAUCAAUUUAUUUAAUUAAAUGAGUCAAGUUCAGAUCAAAGGUUUUGUAACCAGUUUAAGCUGACCUGAACCUGAACGAUUUGAUCCGUUUGCGGGCCUAAAAAUUAUAGGUAAAAGAUAUCCGUAAGGAAAAGGUAUUUCCUUUAGUCAUGUGCUACGCACGUGAUUUAGCUUUUUCUUCAAUCCCGCUUUGCUCGUCGUUGCCGGCCGAAGAAAUACAUGAAAACCCACUGUUAUGAAAUUCCCCAAAUCCCAAAACCCUAAUCUGAUCUUGAUUAGGGAUAUUUGUCGAUUCCGCAACCUGCCAACGAGAUCCUCCUCGUCGUUCUAAUGGAUUUUUCCGAAUUGGAAGAAAUCGAAGGCCUACGCUGGUCGUGGCACUCAUGGCCGGUCUCCAAGCCCGAAGUCUCAUCGCUGGUGGUUCCACUCUCCAUUAUGUGCACUCCAUUGACGCCUUUCACCGAGCUUCCGAUCCUCCCUUACGAACCGAUCUGUUGUUCCCAAUGCGCCGCCGUAUUGAACCCCUAUUCUCGCGUCGAUUACGCAUCCAAAAUCUGGGUGUGCCCCUUCUGCAACCGGAAGAAUCCAUUCCCGAGAUCGUAUGCUCAUAUUAACGAGAACAACAUCCCAGCGGAGCUUUUCCCCACUUACAGCACCAUCGAGUAUCAUUUGAGCCACGGUAAUGUGUCGGGCUCGGGUUCGGGCUCGGGCCUAGGGUUUGGAAGAAGUGCGAGUGGGCAAUUAGGUUUGAGAUCGAAUAGUAGUUCGUUUUCGAGUAUUUCGUCUUAUUCUGCUUCGGGAUUAGGUUUGGAUGGAGCAGGGGCCGUGGUUGGGGUUGGACCUGCAUUUGUGUUUGUUGUCGAUGGCUGCACGUCGCCGGAGGAGCUCCAGGUGCUGAAGAUGGAAUUGCUGCACACGAUCACGCGGUUGCCUGAGAAUUCGUUGGUUGGUUUGGUGGUUUUCGAUGCCAUGGCGAGGGUUUAUGAUUUGGGAUUCACAGAUUGUUCCAAGGUUGUAGUCUUCCAUGGUGAGCGUGAGGUUUCAUCGGAACAGGUUAAACAGUUUCUAAGGCUCCACCACGUCAAGCAGUCGCUGGGAAAAUCGCCAACAGUAAAACAGCAGGGCUUUCUAUUACCGGUUGCCGAAUGUGAAUUCAACAUCAUGAAAGCAAUCGAAGAAAUCGAUUCGUCACCUCUUAUCAAGCCGAGGCAUCGGCCUCUACGAUCUACAGGGGUUGCGAUAUCAGUAGCCGUAGGCCUUUUGGAAGGAUGCUCGAUAAACACCGGUUCACGAGUGAUGGUCUUCACAUCGGGACCCGCAACUGUCGGCCCGGGAGCAAUCGUCAGCUCCGACUACGGCGAUUCUAUCAGGACUCACCGAGACAUCAACACUGGUUACGCCUCCUUCCAUAAAAGAUCGAGCAACUUCUACAAGCAAAUAUCUAGGAGAUUAUCUGAUUCAUCCAUCGUUCUUGAUCUGUUCGCCUGUUCUCUGGAUCAGGUCGGAGCCGCUGAACUAAAAGUCCCGGUCGAGAGUUCCGGCGGUUUCAUGAUGCUAGGGGAGACAUUCGAAUCCGAGCAGUUCAGAAAAUGCCUCCGCCACCUAUUUCACCGCGACGACGAUGGAAAUCUGAAGAUGUUCUUUGACGCAACGAUAGAGGUCGUGACUAGCAACGACGUGAAAUUAAACGGAGCCCUCGGCCCCUGCAUUUCCGUCAAAAAGAAGAACGAUUCCGUGAGCGACAAAGUGAUCGGCGAAGGCGGCACCCACGUUUGGAAAACGGGCACCGUUACUCCGAAAACGUGCAUCGCGUUCUUCUUCGAAGUUGCGAACGAGCAGAAAGCUCAGCCCGGCUCGGCUUUCUUCAUACAGUUCAUAACACGUUACCGAUACAGCAACACGGGGCUUCGAAAACGGGUAACCACGGUCGCAAGAAGAUGGGUUACGAAACACUCGCCCGAAAUUGUUUCUGGAUUCGACCAGGAAGCCGCGGCUGCGGUAAUGGCGAGGCUCGCGAUCGACAUGGCCGAGCGAAACUUAUCCGAAGAAGUCAUCAGAUGGCUCGACAAGAACCUGAUACGGUUCGCGUCGAAAUUCGGGGAUUACGUCCAGGAAGACCCCUCCAGCUUCCGUCUAUCGACGAACUUUUCUCUGUUCCCGCAGUUCAUGUACUACCUGAGACGAUCCCAAUUCAUCGACGUCUUCAACAGCACUCCCGACGAGACGGCGUUUUUCCGACUGAUGUUGAACCGGGAUGCCGUCAUCAACUCUCUUAUCAUGGUUCAGCCGACGCUUUUCCGGUAUUCAUUUGAUGGGCCGCCGGUCCCGGUCGUGCUCGACGUCUGCUCGAUCUCCCCCGAUGUGAUCCUGCUGUUCGACUCGUUUUUUCACGUCGUCGUUCACUACGGUUCUCGGAUUGUCCAGUGGCGAAAGCUGGGGUACGAUCGGGAUCCCGCCCACGUAAGUUUGAAGAAGCUGUUGGAAGCGGUCGAGGUCGACGCCGGGCAGUUGGCCGGAGAGAGGAUUCCGGUGCCGAAGCUGAUCAAGUGCGAUCAACAUAGCAGCCAGGCAAGGUUUCUUCUGGCGAAGCUGAAUCCUUCAGUUACGCAGAACUCGAGCGGUGCGGCGGAGGGCGCCGAGAUCGUGUUUACGGACGAUGUGAGCUUGCAGGUGUUCAUCGAACACUUGCAGGCUCUGGCCGUGCAGGGUUAGGGUUUAGGGUUAGGGUUUGAGGGUUGAAGAUGAAGCGAGGUUGAUGAGUGUACGGAAGUGUUGUAGUUGAGAAUUCACUUUGUAUUUAUACUUUUUUUUUUUUUUUUUUUUCUAUAAGUGUAUAGGAGAUUUAGGGUGUGUUUUGGGGUGUAUUUUUGGAUUAUUUUUUUUAAUGGAAAAUUAUGGGGUGUUA
Andrographis paniculata is the source of this 2932-nucleotide messenger RNA. Its product is annotated as protein transport protein sec23. Bases 358 to 2739 code for a protein of 793 amino acids. Gene Ontology annotation, biological process: endoplasmic reticulum to Golgi vesicle-mediated transport; COPII-coated vesicle cargo loading; intracellular protein transport. Gene Ontology annotation, molecular function: zinc ion binding; GTPase activator activity. Lineage: Eukaryota; Viridiplantae; Streptophyta; Magnoliopsida; Lamiales; Acanthaceae. The transcript is spliced from 2 exons. The record is from RefSeq and is a predicted model, not a curated record. Gene Ontology annotation, cellular component: COPII vesicle coat; endoplasmic reticulum exit site.